Molecule: messenger RNA, 2258 nt
Organism: Hypoxylon trugodes
Lineage: Eukaryota; Fungi; Ascomycota; Sordariomycetes; Xylariales; Hypoxylaceae
Product: Six-hairpin glycosidase-like protein
Exons: 6
Coding region: 82-2184 (700 amino acids)
Biological process (GO): carbohydrate metabolic process
Source: RefSeq, a predicted model, not a curated record
GCUGAUAUCUCGGUGAGUAAUUAGUCUAUUUAUUGUAAUUAUUCUGGUUUUAUGAGUAUAGUUUACACAUAAAAUACAACCAUGAUAUUACGAUUCUUUACGCUCUUAGUAGCUGCCCUCGAGGGGGUCCAGGCUACAUGCGGUAUUGAUAGACGUCAAGUAGUUCGAUCUUUCAACCCUCACCGUAAUGCUAGCUCAAAUACCACACCGUUGCAAGUUGGCAAUGGGAAUUUCGCAUUUGGAGUAGACGUUACGGGUCUACAAACGUUCAGUCCCUUCGCAACAAUGUCGACAUGGGGUUGGCAUAACUUCAGUCUCCCAGAUACACCUGGUCAGACAUCAGUGAAUGAUUUCACCGGCUUAGAUUGGUGGACACAUGGUCGACUUGUUAAUUAUAACCAGCCAAACCCGGCGCAAAGCGAGAUAUCCAACUGGCUCAUUCAAAACCCCCAACGAGUAAAUUUGGCGACUAUUGGCCUUUGGUUUGGUGAAGAUGAUAUAGCCGAGGAUGUGUUAGAAGACAAGUCCCAGAAGCUUGAUCUUUGGACUGGCAAGAUCUCGUCCUUUUUUACUUAUAAAGGAGCCUCGGUCAAGGUUGAGACCUGGGCGGACUCCAGCUCGGAUACAGUCGGCAUUGCUAUAGAAUCGGAACUAAUAUCUACAGGAUCUUUGGGUGUUUUCUUUGACUUCCCUUUUCCAACUCGGGAUAAGUUUGGCGCACCUUUCGUUGGUGUCUUCAAUGCUACAGACAAGCAUGCUACGGUUCUUGAAAGUGGUGACAAUAGAGCAACUAUUCGACAUGAUAUAGAUGAUACAUCCUACUACACUUCCGCCGUGUGGGAUGCGGAUGCUGAGAUAUCGGGGCCGGUGAACGGAACUCACCGGUAUACACUAAAGCCAUCACAAGGACCGAACAGGAUUGAGUUAUCAGUCACUUUCUCUCCGACUUCGAACAUAGACAUACCAUCCUUUAGCAGCACCGCCUCUUCAUCUAUAACAUGGUGGGGAUCAUUCUGGCGAUCUGGUGCAUUUAUUGAUCUAUCAGGUGUUAAGUCGCCCAAUGCUACCGAGCUCCAACGAAGAACAAUACUAUCACAAUAUCUAACGGCCGUCAACUCUGCUUCCUCAUAUCCCCCACAAGAAUCUGGGUUGGUGAAUAAUGGGUGGUAUGGCAAGUUUCAUCUUGAGAUGAUAGUAUGGCAUCUAGCUCACUUCGCCCGGUGGAAUCACUUCCCACUCCUACGGCGCAGCGUUCCCAAUACAUAUAGCCAGUACCUGGACUCAUCAAUAGAGCGAGCGAAACUCCAAGGCUACGACGGUGCUCGUUGGGGCAAGAUGACCGAUCCCACAGGAAGAUCCGCUCCCGGCGAGAUCAAUUCCUUGCUUAUCUGGCAACAACCUCAUCCAAUGUAUUUCGCAGAGCUCGAAUACCGAUCUUAUCCUACCAAAGACACUUUGAAUUCAUGGGAUGAAAUCCUCAUCUCAAGCGCCGAUUUCAUGGCAUCCUACGCCUUUUUCAACUCUUCAACAAAACACUACGACCUCGGCCCACCAAUGUAUCCCGCAUCCGAGAACACAAGCCCCAAUGCCACCAUCAACCCCGCUUUCGAGCUCGCAUACUGGCGUUUCGGCCUCGACAUUGCUAUCACCUGGAAACAGCGACAGAAUCUCAGUAUACCCCCAAAAUGGGUCGAAGUCCGCAAUAAUCUAGCUCCGCUACCAACUGCUGAUGAUGCGUUUGCGAUAUACGAGGGUAUACCGAAUAUGUGGCAGAACACCACGAUACAAGACCAUCCAGCUAUGUCCGCCAUCUUCGGUCUUCUUCCCCCGCCGAGUAGUGGGACGCCGCUUAAUAUGACGGUUGUUAGGAAUACGGCGGAUAAGAUCCGUGAUCUGUGGGAUUUGGGGGAUUGUUGGGGUUGGGAUUUUCCGAUGUUGGCUAUGAACUCGUUACGCCUUGGGGAUAUCGACCAGGCAGUAACGUAUCUUUUACACCCAUUGUUCGAAUUCGAUGAUGCUGGAUAUCCGGUUGGCGGAUCGCGCGUGCCGACGCCUUAUUUCCCGGGCUCGAGCUCGUUUCUCUUGGCUAUGGCUAUGAUGGCUGGAGGGUGGGAUGGUGAGCCUGGGACGCACUUCCCCGAGGGAUGGGAUGUUCGGGUCGAAGGAUUUGUGCCGGGUUUAUAGUAGCAGCCGAUAGGUGUAUGAGUUUGUAUUUAGCAAUAGCUGUGAUAUAAAUACGCAUUCUGAUUAGACCACUA